GAUCCGUCGCUGGAGCGCCUCUCGCGCUGACGUGUGCCUUUCGAAGGCCUUGGCUGUAGCCGCCCCUCUCUCUUCCCAAUCUCUCCCCUCCCCCCCCUUCGCCCCGCCCCUCUCGCACCCGGCCGGGGCAAGGAUGGCGGCUACGUGGGAAGAGAUUCUGAAGUUGUCUCAGCAAUUCCAAUCCGCUCAGUUCGCCCAGGCGACGCAGAGACUGUCGGAACGUAAUUGCAUAGAAAUCGUUGCUAAGUUGAUUGCCGAGAAACAGCUGGAAGUGGUGCAUACUCUUGAUGGGAAAGAGUAUAUUACUCCUGCACAGAUUAGCAAAGAGAUACGUGAUGAACUUCACGUUCGUGGCGGUCGUGUAAACAUUGUUGAUUUGCAACAGGUAGUAAAUGUAGAUCUGCUCCAUAUUGAAAACCGAGCGAAUGACAUUGUCAAAUUGGACCGAACAAUUCAACUAGUGUUGGGGCAGCUUAUUGAUGAGCAUUAUCUAGAUCAGAUAGCAGAAGAAACAAAUGACAAAUUGCAGGAGAAUGGUCAAGUGAAAAUAUCCGAAUUGUGCAAGGCUUAUGAUCUCCCAGGAGACUUUUUGAAGCAGGUAUUAUCCAUCCGUCUGGGUAAAAUUAUCCAUGGACAAAUUGAUCAGGACAACCGAGGAGUGAUUUUCACAGAUGCAUUUGUCACACGACAUCGGGCCCGUAUUCGUGGUCUUUUCAGUGCUAUCACCCGACCUACUCCAGUAAUCAACCUAAUCACUCGGCAUGGAUUUCAGGAGCACCUGCUUUACUCUGUGCUGGAAGAACUUGUUAAUACUGGACGACUAAAAGGCACAGUGAUUGGUGGAAGACAAGAUAAAGCCGUGUUUGUCCCUGACAUCUAUGCCAGAACUCAGAGCAACUGGGUGGAUUCCUUUUUAAAGCAAAAUGGUUAUUUAGAAUUUGAUGCAUUGCUCAGACUUGGCAUCCCAGACCCCGUGAACUACAUAAAGAAACGAUACAAGCACUUGCAGCUCUUGUUUCUGAAAGCCUCUUGUGUUGGUCAGGAAAUUGUGGAUCAAGUGGAGGCCUCUGUGGAUGAAGCCAUCAGCUCUGGAACCUGGGUCGAUAUAGCACCUCUUCUUCCAAGUUCAUUAUCUGUAGAAGAUGCCAGCAUGUUGCUUCAGCAAGUGAUGAGAUCUUUCAGUAAACAGCCUUCAACUUUAGUUUUGGGUGACACUAAUGUGGUCAGUGAGAAGUUUGUCAGCAGCUGUGCUGACUUAUUUCGAGAUCUAAUGCACCAGAAAGCUGAAAAGGAAAUGAAAAAUAACCCCGUUCACUUAAUCACAGAAGAGGACCUGAAACAGUCUGCUCUUCUAGAAAGUGCAGCCUCAAGUAAAAAAGACAAAAGGGAUGAAAGAAGGAAGAAAGCAACAGAGGGCAGUGGAAGUGUGAGAGGUGGUGGAGGUGGAAAUGCCAGAGAAAUCAAGAUUAAGAAAACAAAGAAGAGGGGAAGAAAGGAUGUGGACAGUGAUGAGGAAUCGCAAGCAAGCAACACAAAUAGGAGCAAGCACCUCGAGAUCCCUUUUAUGUCACUGGAAGAGAUUGAAGAUGUUUUAAGAAACCACAUAAGGGACUGCCCUGAAGAGCUUAUAACAGAACUUGCCGAUCACUUAAUAAGGCCCUUAACAAAGAGUUAUCAGGAAAUUCUGCGUUCAGUAUUUAUGUCCUCUACUUCAACUUCCUCUGGAGCUAGCAGGAAAAGGACCAUCAAGGAUCUACAGGAAGAGGUUUCCAAUUUGUAUAACAAUAUUCGGUUAUUUGAAAAAGGAGCAAAGCAUUUUACAGAUGAGACACAAACUAACAUCGCUAAACACAUGCUGAAGACUGUUUGUACAAACAUCACAAAUCUCAUUUUCAAUUUCCUAGCUGCUGAUGUAAUGAUGGCAGCAGAAGACUAUACUGCCAUUACAACUGAGCACACAGGAGGCAAAAACAUGAUCUUCGUGCCAAAGGGAAAAGGGCAAAGUGGCUUCCCUAAGGCAACCAGGGUGCCCAGAUCGCCAACUCCGCAUGCAUCAGGACCAGCUGCUUCAAAGCUGCCUGGACUGAACGCCAAUGAGGCUGCUAUGAGUUUCCCGCCCUCAGGCUGCAAAACCUGCAGCAAAGCAGCCCAGCAUGCCUCCGGGAGCGGCAUGAAAGCAGACCUAGUAGAGUCUUCGGAGGCGGAGAUGAGAAAAAAGAUUUUAAGUAUGUUACCUGAAGAGACAAGGGGCCCUUUAUCAAAACUCCACAUUUCUCUGAAUGACAAGAGUUUAGAAGAGUUUGUUUCCUGCCUUGAUGCUGCUGCAGAAGCUUGUGAUAUUCUGGUGAAAAGGGGAGAUAAAAAGAAAGAAAGGCAAAUCCUGUUCCAGCACAGACAAGCUUUAAUUGAGCAGCUGAAAGUCACAGAAGAUCCUGCUCUUGUUCUCCACCUGACAUCAGUCUUGCUUUUCCAGUUCUCAACUCACUGCAUGCUGCAUGCGCCAGGAAGAUGUGUGCCACAGAUCAUUACUUUCUUGAGUUCCAAGAUCCCAGAGGAUCAGCAUUCUCUUCUUGUCAAAUAUCAGGGAUUAGUAGUGAAACAGCUGAUAAGCCAAAAUAAGAAGAUCGGGCAAGGAGAUGAUGAUUCAGUGGAUAAUAACCUGGAGGCUGAAGAAAGCAUAGAAGCAAUCCGUAAAGAACUCCAAGAGCUUGCUGCCUCUAUCAAAGAUCUCGUUCUCAGGCCCAGAAAACCUUCUGUAACAGAAGAAUAAAAACCCUCAAUAAAACUCAUUCAGGUUU
Hemicordylus capensis (graceful crag lizard) is the source of this 2798-nucleotide messenger RNA. RefSeq names its product UFM1 specific ligase 1 (gene UFL1). NCBI's taxonomy places the organism in Eukaryota, Metazoa, Chordata, Lepidosauria, Squamata, Cordylidae. The transcript is spliced from 20 exons. Gene Ontology annotation, molecular function: UFM1 ligase activity. Bases 134 to 2770 code for a protein of 878 amino acids. Gene Ontology annotation, cellular component: endoplasmic reticulum membrane. The record is from RefSeq and is a predicted model, not a curated record. Gene Ontology annotation, biological process: response to endoplasmic reticulum stress; regulation of proteasomal ubiquitin-dependent protein catabolic process; protein K69-linked ufmylation.